AUGUCUGAAGUAUCUGAAUGUCUUGCAAAAUUAAUUCAAGAAAAUAGUGAAACUUUACAAAAGUUUGAAAAAUGGAUAUCAAAUCAGCCUCAUAUUCCCAAGAACAUCCCCAGAGCAACUUUAAUGAGAUUUUUAAAAGUUUGUAAGUUUAAUCUUGAAAAGGCUGAAAGUUUGCUUGACAUAAAUGUAAAGUUCAAGAUUAAGCACCAAUAUCUUUUUACUGAGCGAGAUAUUAACUCUGAAGAAAUCCAAAGAGCUAUCAAAACAGUUCAUUUCGUGGGAUUUCCAAAAUUAACUAAAGAAAGAUACUGUGUCGACUCAUAUCGCAUUGUGAGCUCUAAUCCUAAUGAUUUCAUUCUUAAGGAUAUAAUUAAGCUUUUAUACAUGAUCCAUGACAUGAGUAAUAUUAUUAAACCAGAUAUGGACGGAGUAGUAAUAAUUUACGAUGCAAAAGAAUUCAGCUUAUCACAUUUUAUUAAAUUAUUAUCACAAGGUCAAACUGUGCUGCAUUUUAUGCAAUUUGGACAAGAGACAACGUGUGUGGAUAUAAAGCAGAUUCACAUUAUUAAUUGCUCAUACGUCGUCAGCAAACUUGUUUCGUUUAUAAAACCUUUUCUGACAAAACAACUGAAAGACACAAUGCACUUCCAUCAUACAGGUUUUGAGAUAUUACAUAAGUUUAUUGACAGAGAUUGUCUUCCUCUUGAUUACGGUGGUUCUGAAGGAACAUUGGAAGAAUAUAUGGAGAAUAUAAUAAGAAACUUACAUAAACAUAGUGAAUUUGUUGGAAAUGAUGAGAAUUUUUUCUUGAUAAAUGAAUAAAGUUGA
Messenger RNA from Chironomus riparius, 828 nucleotides. The record is from the annotation of a GenBank genome assembly. NCBI's taxonomy places the organism in Eukaryota, Metazoa, Arthropoda, Insecta, Diptera, Chironomidae.